UCCACAUCAUCGCUGAUGCAGUAACAGCAGUUCAGUUAGUUUACUGUUAUCGACGCUGUUUGUGAGACAGGGAGUGAUGCCAGACCGCAGGAAAGGUACCUCAAGAGGUUCAAGCGCUUCAGCCGAUACCGGCGGCCAUCAGCGCUCUUCCAUGGCAGGCGGCGGAGACAGUGCAGAGCAGCAGGUGUGCCUGGUGCAUCUCGACCUCGGCGUCGGCGGAGCCGAGCGGCUGAUGGUGGACGUGGGCCUGGCGCUGCGGUCCAAGGGAAACCCCGUCCACAUUGUCACCACGCACCACGACCCGAACCACUGCUUUCCCGAGACGCUCGGUGACCAGUUCAAGGUGGUGGUGGUGGGUGACUGGCUGCCCCGGUCGAUACUGGGACGUUUCUACGCUCUGUGCUCGUACUUGCGUAUGAUGGUGGCUGCCCUCUACGUGGUUUGGUUCAGCGACAUUCAGCCCGACGUCAUCAUAUGUGACCAGGUGUCCGUGUGCGUGCCUAUUCUCCGGCUGUGUCGCAAUGCCCGGGUCGUGUUCUAUUGCCACUUCCCCGACCUGAUGCUUUCGAAACCAGGUGGCCUGCUGAAGCGAAUCUACCGGUGGCCAAUCAAUGCACUCGAGCAGUGGAGCACGGGGUUUGCAGAUUCUGUGCUCGUCAACAGCCACUUCACUGGGCGGGUGUUCCGAGAAGUGUUCCCCCGGCUGGCCGACGUGCAGCUGCGCGUCCUCUACCCGGCGGCGAGCCUCUCGGCCGUGGAGCGCCCCCUGGAGGGAACUCUGGCGGAACUGGGCAUCGACAAGCCCCAGGGGGCUCUCUUCCUCUCGCUGAAUCGUUUCGAGCGAAAGAAGAACCUUGCCUUGGCAUUACGCGCUGUCGAGCUGGCCUCGCGCGAGAUUCCGGUGCACCUGAUCAUGGCCGGCGGCUACGACCCCGAGUGCCGCGAGAAUGUCGAGCACUGGGACGAGCUCGCGUCCCUCGCCGAGCAGCUGGGCGUGCAGCAGCGGGUCAGCUUCGUGCGGUCGCCCAGCGAGUCGGCGAAGCUGCUCCUGCUGCACGCGUGCCGUGCCGUGGUCUACACGCCGGCCAACGAGCACUUCGGCAUCGUGCCCGUCGAGGCCAUGUGCAUGCGGCGCGCCGUGGUGGCCUGCAACAGCGGCGGACCCACCGAGACUGUGGUGCACGGCGAGACGGGCCUGCUGUGCGACCCGACGCCCGAGGCGUUCGCCGCCGCCCUCGUGCGGUUGGCGCGAGACCGCAGCCUGACGCAGGAGAUGGGCGAGCGCGGCCGGGAGCGCGCCGAGCAGCUAUUCUCUUGGCAGCGUUUCGUGCGCGAGGUGCACGAGGUGGCCUUCGAGGACAGCAAGGACAAGCAUCGGUAACGACCGACCCCCGUGCGUCACACUUCUUGUCCCGGCGUUCUGAGUGUUCAUUGGUGUUCUUGAGUAACGGCUGUAACGUGGCAGAUAAAACGGCACCGAAGGGCUACUCGAUAAAGCAGGGAAAUCGCGUCCGCUUUGUAGAAACAGAUGUCGUUUCCAACUAAGUGUGGUUUUUUUCGCCCACCAUUUGAAAGCCACCUUGACUCUUUUCUCCUAAUUCUUAUUACAGACUGUAACUUGCACUGCAGACCAUGGUUGUUUCACAGCAUAUCAACCGUGGAAAUUGACUCAGCAGUCCUGCCUACUCUUUUUGUCUGCAUAUAACGCUGUUACGUUUUCAGUCUAAUAUUAAGCGUUUGGGUAAGAUCAGUGCCCACUGAAAUAAGCCCAAGCGAAAGAACAAUUUUGUCUAAGUGCAACUUGUAGCUCCUAGUCAGCACUAGUGCACAGUCCUCAAGUUUUCCUGUCCUUUAGGGCCGUUUUAUCUCCUUCCAUAUGAUUGUGAUACAACCAGCCCAAAACGUUUAUUCCUUGGUUGUUGUAGAUACCUUUCAUAAUUGCAGAGCUGGUUUGCUGAGGCCGUAUCCUAGAUUGGUCACUCUAGAUUGACCCAUCAAAGUACGGCUUCAGUUCAUGGAACGACAAAUUCAGCAAACAACGACAGGAUAGGAAUGGGGAGAAUAUGCCUGCCCGUAAGCAUUGCCACUUCUGCUGACAAAAAAAAGGGGGGGGGGGGGGGGGGGAAAAGUGCCUACAAAAGAAAAGUUGUUUCUAGCUUAAAAAAAAGGGGGGGGGGGGGACAUGGUGACUUUGCUUGUGCACUUGAAUUUCUAUGUAUGUUAUUUAUCAACACAUUGAUUAAACAUUCAUUUGCUAGUCAGAAGUGAGUGUUUUUUUUUUUCUGUUGGCCUCGUCCGUGUUGCCCACUGAAUUUGUUGCAUCGUGAAAUCUCUUGGCUUUGGGUCAGCAUAACCCUAAAACGGAGGCUUACUACUUGGUGCCUUGUUCACUAAAAAACGAAAAAGUUCCUUUUAAGCAUUCCCCUUUGAGCCGCAUAUAGGUUCAGUUUUGAGCCACUUUUGUAAUUGAUGCAACUCUUUACUAGAGAGCUUCUGGAAGUUUCUUGUAUUGCCUUGUCUACGAAUGCAUUACUUGUCUUUUAAUUGCUCAGAGGAUUUGAAUGUGCUCUAAAAGCAUUUUGUGGUGGGCUGAAUCGAUCAUAGUGGCUGGCCGGGGGCCUUGCAACCAACGAUGGACUGCAUUUUAUGGUACUAUACUGCCAAGAAAUCCGACAGCCAUAAAGUGGAAAAAAAAAGUGCCGCAGGUGGCUUAUAUUCAGGUGCAGAAACAAAACAUUAACAAUUAGCUCAUUCAUUCCUUCUGUGUGCUGCCGUGCUGGUGUGCCCAAGUGAGAGAGUGUAUAGAGUGUUAUUUAAAUGUGCCGAUUGUUGUGAGCCGACCAAACAGUGUUUCGUUUCUCCGUGCUUUCAAAUUGAGGGUUUUUACGGCCAUCUUCAUUCUUUGCCACGAGUUUUGCGCUCACAAGUGUGCUCACAUCAUAUCUUCUUAGCUUGGUGCCUUGUGUGUGGCAUGCAAAAGGCCUCGUGCGAGCCGGUGCUUUAUAUGUACAGGAUGAAAGGCAGUGAAAGACUUAAUAAAGUGUUGUUAUGCCACUUC
Molecule: messenger RNA, 3058 nt
Organism: Dermacentor silvarum
Lineage: Eukaryota; Metazoa; Arthropoda; Arachnida; Ixodida; Ixodidae
Gene: Alg2
Product: alpha-1,3/1,6-mannosyltransferase ALG2
Exons: 6
Coding region: 77-1381 (434 amino acids)
Molecular function (GO): GDP-Man:Man(1)GlcNAc(2)-PP-Dol alpha-1,3-mannosyltransferase activity; alpha-1,3-mannosyltransferase activity
Source: RefSeq, a predicted model, not a curated record